Danaus plexippus (monarch butterfly) is the source of this 1213-nucleotide messenger RNA. RefSeq lists its product as uncharacterized. The transcript has 2 exons. Bases 82 to 1170 code for a protein of 362 amino acids. Lineage: Eukaryota; Metazoa; Arthropoda; Insecta; Lepidoptera; Nymphalidae. The record is from RefSeq and is a predicted model, not a curated record.
CUGACAGAGUAAUGCUUUCAUUAUACUUUUUAUUUGUUUUUUUAGAUGUUUUAACACCAGCGUUAUAUAUUUUGACCUAGCAUGUCUAGACUUGGUUGUUUUGUGUUCGUAUAUUCGGUAAUUCUGCUAAUAUUAUUCGGAGUAUUCUGUUAUUUGAUGUCCACUGUCAAUCCGCCUGCACAGAUACAGGAUCCAGGUUCGAGAAAAUAUGGAACGGACCACUUCGUGUAUUCCGACGAAGUGUUUGGAGAUGACGUCGCGGCGUAUGGGUUAGAAAAGGCCAUAGAUUAUUAUAAUUCCUUCGAUAUAUUUCCUAGAAGCUCCGUCAAAAAUCCAUUGUAUAGAGGAAUAAGCACGCCAAAAAUAUACAUGGACCAAACAUCCAAGAGCAAUCACACCAAAAAGAUAUUCCAACUAGUAACUAAAUCAAUAAAACACAGUAAAGGACUGAGACGAUCUAUUUAUGAAGAAAAUUUACAAGACGACGCCCUCCUUAAACUAAUACAUUUAAAAAUUAAAAACGUCAAUGGUCAUCCAGCGAUUGAAAUAAAGGUCGUACCAGAAACGGGUAAAAAUAAAGAAUCAAGAAAAACCAGGAGAACAAAUAAUAACAGAAACGAGGAAACAGACUACGAAGGUGUUGAUAGAGAUGAGGCAGGAUAUGUGAACAACUACUCCGACGAAGUGUUCAUUGAGCUAGUACAAAACGAUACGAUAGUCUUAAACUUCGACGAUAACAAAAUCAACGUGUCCAACACUAAUAACAUCAAAGACGAGGAUCUGCUGUUGAAGUCGAUCACGAAUGCUGAAGUUUCAGAUAAAGGCACCGAGAUUAAUACGAAACUGUACACACUGAAUUUACUCAGCACCGGUCAGCUUGAUGAACACCGAGUGACGAAUAGGACUGAUCAUACGAAAAAAGUUGAACGCACUACAGCCAGUUACAGAUCGACACGGAGCGGGAGCAAUGGAACUAGAUUAAUGACGUUCUUGUUUAACUCCAUUUACAAGAAAAAUAAUAAAACUGAACCGCCUUGUAACACUAGUAAUAUGACUACGAUAGAAGACUCAUCGGAAGACGAAGACACUAUCACGCACAACCCAGUGGACACACUGGCUGGACUCUUGAUACAAGAGGCCACAGCAACGAAUUCGUAUAAUAUCAUUUAAUAAAACUACCAUUGUCGUUGUUUAUCUUAUCAUUAAUAUUGCA